Molecule: messenger RNA, 3672 nt
Organism: Nothobranchius furzeri (turquoise killifish)
Lineage: Eukaryota; Metazoa; Chordata; Actinopteri; Cyprinodontiformes; Nothobranchiidae
Source: RefSeq, a predicted model, not a curated record
GCUACCACCAUUCACGAGGUGGAUGUUCUUAUCUUUUUUUGAAGAUGCUGAUUUGUUGAUCCUCCCUGCAGGUAUCAUGGAUGCGGGUGAAAAUGCACCUGCUGGCGAGGGAGGCGCCACUCACCCCACCCCACCCCACCCCCGCCCGGCUGCAGGGCGCAACACCUCAACUGACGCAGACGCAUCGGCCACUGGAUCUCUCUUCUCCCACCGAGGGCCCUGGCAGUCUCUGAUAUGAUCCGCAGACCCGUGCUCCUCUGUGGGGGGUGCGCCCUGAUCCUUUUUCUAAGUCUGGGCGCAGAGAGCAGCCGCCGAUGGGGGGAGUCUGUGACUUUCCGCCGGAGUCAGACAGGUGAGAGCCGGGGCAGGAGGGACACCGACCCUCCGACCCCUUCUCACGGUCCUGCCUUCCCCUCUUGCCAACUUCCACUCACCCCGACCGAACACGCGGUUCUGGAUGACAACACACACGAGACAGGAUUCAAUGGUGAUGAUGGCUCCUAUGUGAUUCUCACGUGGGUGGGAGAUGAGACUGGAGUGAUUCUGGUGCUUUCAACCAUAAGUACUCCGCUUGACUCGUUUUUAGAAGGAGGCUCAUCUCGGCUUUACAGGAGUACCGACUAUGGCAAGUCCUUUCAUGACAUCUCCUACCUCAUCAACCGCACCUUCAUCAAAGAGGAGUUUGGAGUCAGCGUUGGACCGGGGAGCUCAGUGAUUCUGACUGCAGACAUACCUAUCGUUGGACAUCCAGGUGGGCUCAUCUUCACCUCCAAAGAUGCUGGGGCAACAUUCAGAUCCAUCCAGCUGCCCUUUCACCUGGCUCAGCCAAUCACGUACCACUUCCUGAACCCUGAUUACCUGGUGGCCCUCAGCAUAGAUGGCGGCCUCUGGCUCUCCCUGGACUUUGGUGCUAAAUGGACUAAAGUUCAUGAUGGGGUGUAUUCUUUCUCAUGGGGAGCAGGUAUAAACUUAUUCUUCAGCUGCAGCCAAGUCGAUGCAGUUGAGGCAGAGGACAGAGGAGAUUUAACGUUGAAGACGACGAAGGAUCUGGGGAAAACGUUCACCAUAAUUCACCAGGACAUCUACAGUUUUGGCUACAUCGGUGCUUUUCUCUUCUUCUCUGUGAUGGAGGACUCGAGGUCUCCUCGUGAGAUGUAUUUCUCCUCAGAUCAAGGCGAAACCUUCAGCCAAGCCUUACUGCCUUCUGCAUCCACCGAGCAGUUUUACUCCAUCCUGGACGGAGAUGAGGAUAUGCUCUUUAUGCAUGUGGACAACCCAGGAGACACCUACUUCGGGACCAUGUACACCUCGGACGACCGCGGGAUCUUGUUUUCCAAGUCGCUGGAGCGCCACCUGUUUGACGGGCAGAGGAAAAGUGAUUUCACCAAUAUUACAUCACUGAGAGGAGUUUAUCUCACCAAUAGAUUAGACAUCGACGGCCGAAUAAGAUCGGUUAUUUCCUACAACAGAGGAGGGACGUGGAGACAGCUCAACAAACCAGACAACGUUGACUGUGAAGAGCGUGUGAAGAGUUGUAACCUACACAUCCAUGGAGAACACAGCCGUAACAUCCGGAUCGUACCCAUGCUGGCCCUGUCUGAGCCAACCGCUGUCGGUCUCGUUAUCGCUCACGGCUCCGUGGGUGAUUCCUUGUCCUCGACGCAGCACCCAGACGUGUUUGUUUCAUCAGACGGAGGGUACAACUGGAAGGGGACAUUAAGGGGCCCUCACCAUUACAGCAUACUGGACUCUGGGGGUCUCAUUGUAGCUGUGGAAGUCCACCAUGAAGGACAAGUUAAAACUAUCAAGUUCACCACGGACGAAGGCCAGUGCUGGAAGUCGUAUAACUUCACCGAGCAGUCCUUCUUCUUCGCAGGCCUGGCGUCUGAGCCGGGAACCAAGGCCAUGAGUGUCAGCGUGUGGGGCUACCGUCCCGAGGAGGACGGCCAGCCCAUGUGGGUGGCCGUCACCAUCGAUUUCCAGAGCUUCAUUACCAGAGAAUGUAGUGACCAGGACUACGAAGAGUGGCUUGCCCAUUCCACGGAGGAGGCCAUCCCGGAGAGAAACGGCUGUGUUCUGGGAAUGAAGGAGACUUACAGGCGGUUGAAGAAGCAGUCGGUGUGCAGAAACGGGCGAAACUUUGUGGUGCACAAGAAACAAAGCCCCUGCUCGUGCACCAGGGAGGACUACAUAUGUGACUACGGCUAUUAUCUUCAUCCAAAUACCUCUGAUUGUGUGAGAGAACCAAGCACUCCAAAUAAAACCCUUGAGCUCUGUCUGAACGGCGAGGAAGACGAGCUUCUGACUGAAGGGUAUCGGAAAGUACCAAGUGACAGGUGUGAGGGGGGGUUGUAUCCUCAUCUUAAAGUCCCAACAGUCAUCAGACCGUGUGAAACUACAACCAGCCCUGGCCCUAUCACCGAAAAAACAUCUCCAGACACAUACUUUGACACACCAAAUGAAAGGCUGGUCCUGGUCCUGGUGUGUACAGGAGCUGUGGCGAUCGCCCUGGGAGCUGUUGUCUCUGCGCUGCUUGCUGUCAGGAAGGUGGUCAACAGAAGCAGGGCACCAAUAUAUCGUUUCUCUAAUCUUCGCCUCCAAGAAGACAAUAACGGGGGUGCAGCUGAUGUUGAAAGUGCCACCAGCAGUAAUGGAACAGCCUGCCAACCAGAUUCAGAUGAUGAUCUUCUUCACUGACAAAGAGACGACGGCACAAAAAUAGAGACUUCUGUCAAUAUGAAUGUAAAGAAUGUAAAAAUAACUACUGCUAAUUUAUUAAACUCAGCCUUUUUUUUCUUUUUUUCCCUUCUUUCUCAGUUUGCCUUGACUUCUGUUGUGACUUGUACGGCAUUUUUAAUGUUAUUUAUUUGUAUUGAUUGUUUUGCACCAGGUAUGUUUCUUUCUUUUUUAAGAAAACCUGAAAUAAUCCUGUACAAAAUUCUUUUAAAUCAUCUGACUGAUUUGUUGCUGUUUAGAGUAGUAGCCCAAAAAUAUGAAUAAGCAUUUUUAGUCAAGUCUGGUGUGUAUUUAGCAUUGGAAAAAAAAGAACUAUAAACAGUAAAGUAUGUUCAUUUACAAAGCCAUAUUUUUUAAAUUUCUAUUUAAUAAUUAAUUUGCAUAAUUAUCAUUAUAGAUAGUAUCGUCUUAAUAUACAUGACAGAAUACAUUUGAGUCAAUAGAUCCAUCCAGUUUAUUCCCUGAGCAGUGUCUUGUUCUCCGCAAGAGGGCAGUCGCAACGCGUCUCAUCUGUCUCAACCAGAAGAAGAAGGGCUGCGUUUACGUGAACAGAGAUUUUCUAUAACAGAUGACUCACGCGCACAAAAUCUUCCAGCGAGAUGAAGUUAGAUGUCUGCUCCAUGGGCCACUUAUAGCAAUAUGAUUUUUUUAAUGUAAUUAUUUUGUCAUCGAUAUAUAUUUAUUUUCGAAUUCGCAUAUUUAUUUGUUUUUUGUGGAAACGAACACUUUUGCCUAUCCAUUAAAAAAAUUUACGUUUCCGUAAGGGGUUUUAAUAAUAAAAUUUUCAUUUGUCAAAAGUCUAAUAAUAUUAUCGUUGACAUUCAGGAACCUUUCCUGAAAUGACCAGAUGAAACAACGUUUGCCGUUAUUUGUUCAUUUAUUUAUUAUCUGUAUAUUUGGUGUUUCAAACUGUGUCAAAUAAAUACAAAAAUGUAA